UUUCUAUAAGAAUAAGACGUGGUCUCCAUUGGAGGUUCGAUUGAAUACUGGAGAUAGCUAUUUACCUGCUAAAACUUAAUCGACAGUAUAGCUGUUAUGUGUUUAUAAUUCAUUAUAUCAUAAAUAAUCUGCAAUUGAAACGGAGUGAUGUGACUCGAGAACAUUUAGAGACUUCUUAUAGGUCACAUGAGUGGAAACGGGCUUAAUGUUAUCAGAUGUUGUUCGAGCCAGAAGCUAACUGCUAUUGAAGACCAUCCCAGGAGGACAGCUACAACAACAACAACAACAACAACAACAACAACGAAAAGAAGAAGCUAUAAACUAUCACGGUCGUUGUAUGUGUUCUUCAAAACUUGGCAACGCUGGUUGAAUGUUGACCACGGUUAAGAUAAUGUCCGACACGAAACAUAGACACAUGUGACCAAGCAGCUAAUGUCCAUAGCACAUGAUCCUGGCCAACUGGAGGCUUCAAUAAAUUCACGGGUUUCAGAAUAUCUACACUGAGUAGUAAAGGUCCUAUUUUCCAGAGGAAGAGACCACGUUUUGUUAAGAGCCAUGGCCAACAAGUCAUCCUUGCUGAAAGUCAUCCUGCUGGGAGACGGAGGAGUGGGGAAGAGCUCCCUCAUGAACCGCUACGUCACCAACAAGUUUGACACGCACCUCUUCCACACCAUCGGAGUGGAGUUCCUCAACAAGGACCUGGAGGUGGAUGGCCGUCUGGUCACCAUGCAGAUCUGGGACACGGCCGGACAGGAGCGUUUCCGCAGCCUCAGGACUCCCUUCUACCGCGGGUCUGACUGCUGUCUGCUCACAUUCAGCGUGGAUGACAACCAGAGUUUCCACAACCUGGCCAACUGGAAGAAGGAGUUCAUCUACUACGCCGAUGUCAAGGAGCCUGAGAAGUUCCCCUUCGUGGUGCUGGGGAACAAGGUGGAUGUGUCGGAACGGCAAGUUUCUGCUGAAGAUGCCCAACAGUGGUGUCGGGAAAAUGGCAAUCACCCUUACUAUGAGACCAGUGCCAAGGAUUCCACCAACGUAACCAUAGCCUUUGAGGAGGCAGUGCGGAGAGUGCUGGCUAUGGAGGAGAGGGCAGACCACCUCAUCCCCACGGACACAGUCAACCUCCACAGAAAGCCCCGCUCCAGCACUUCCUGCUGUUGACAACGUGUAGGUCUUGCCCAGUGCUUGAUUUGGACUGAAAGAGGUGCCAGUAUUAAUUUUGGGUGCCGGUACUGUUUAUAUUUAGGUGCAGGAGCUCCACAAUACUUUUAAACUAAUAUUCUAUAAGAGGAACAGGAGCCCAAGCAGUAGAACAUUUUGAGGUGCCGGUAUUCCUGCCCAAGUCAAGCACUGGGGCUACAACCUAUAAAGAACUGGAGCUAGGAGGACACACAGGCGUAUUUAUUAACACUCAUGCUCAAAGUACGGUAAGCAAGCACUGGCUAGUGUCCGUGGAUGAUAAUCCAAUGGGUUUGUUGGUCUUGGGACUCAUUGAAUGUAAAGCGGGUACUUGAAGAUGAGUAUUUUUGUCAGAUUCCAGCAAGAAAUGCAUUAUAAUUUAAAUCUGUGCAAUCUUUGAAUUAUAUAUAUUGUCUUAAAAUAUCACAUUAUAUUAUGCCAUCAAUGUGGUUGCCAGAAAUACAUUCACAAAGCAUCGCUUCCUGUUCAUAUUACACAGCCAGA
This is a messenger RNA of Oncorhynchus gorbuscha (pink salmon), 1683 nucleotides long. RefSeq names its product ras-related protein Rab-9A. Lineage: Eukaryota; Metazoa; Chordata; Actinopteri; Salmoniformes; Salmonidae. Bases 556 to 1161 code for a protein of 201 amino acids. Gene Ontology annotation, cellular component: late endosome; phagocytic vesicle; lysosome. The transcript is spliced from 4 exons. Gene Ontology annotation, molecular function: GTP binding; GTPase activity. The record is from RefSeq and is a predicted model, not a curated record. Gene Ontology annotation, biological process: retrograde transport, endosome to Golgi; Rab protein signal transduction.